This is a messenger RNA of Lucilia sericata (common green bottle fly), 3812 nucleotides long. RefSeq names its product vinculin (gene Vinc). The record is from RefSeq and is a predicted model, not a curated record. Bases 288 to 3167 code for a protein of 959 amino acids. Gene Ontology annotation, molecular function: structural molecule activity; actin filament binding. Lineage: Eukaryota; Metazoa; Arthropoda; Insecta; Diptera; Calliphoridae. The transcript is spliced from 7 exons. Gene Ontology annotation, cellular component: actin cytoskeleton. Gene Ontology annotation, biological process: cell adhesion.
AAUAUUUAAGACAUUCUACUCUUCAUUUUCUUUAUUAAUAAAAAACAAUAAAUAAAUUAAAAACUAAUACAUAAAAAAAAGCAAAAAGGUGUUCAUUGAGCCAUGAAAUUGUGUAAACUGGGUUCAAUACUUUAUUAUUCUCGCCUGUAUUAAUAAAUAUUUAAAUAGAACAAUAAUAAUUUAUAGCUGCAAAAUUAUUUAUUUUUUAAUUGGAAGCAAAAGAAAAACUACAGAAAAUACACACAACUAUAUUUUAUUUUUAAAUUAAGAAAUUUUUAUUUGGAAAAAUGCCAGUGUUUCAUACAAAAACAAUUGAAAGCAUUUUAGAUCCUGUAGCUCAACAGGUAUCUCGCUUAGUUAUUCUUCACGAAGAAGCCGAAGAUGGCAACGCCAUGCCUGAUCUCAGCCGUCCGGUACAAGUUGUCUCCGCUGCUGUUACCAAUCUUGUUAAGGUUGGACGGGAAACCAUUAACAGCUCGGAUGAUAAGAUACUCCGCCAAGAUAUGCCAUCAGCAUUGCAACGCGUUGAGACUGCCUCGCAGUUGCUUGAAGAAGCUUCAGAUAUGUUGCGUGCCGAUCCAUAUUCAGGAACUGCUCGCAAAAAGCUAAUUGAAGGAAGCCGCGGUAUACUGCAAGGCACCUCUUCGCUUUUGCUCUGCUUUGACGAAUCGGAAGUUCGCAAAAUCAUACAAGAAUGCAAAAGAGUAUUGGACUAUCUGGCGGUGGCGGAAGUUAUCAAUACCAUGGAAGAUUUAGUACAAUUCCUAAAAGAUUUGUCUCCCUGUUUGAGUAAAGUUUCUCGCGAGGUGGGAGCACGUGAAAAGGAAUUAACCCAUCAGGUGCAUAGCGAAAUAUUGGUGCGCUGUUUAGAACAGGUUAAGAUAUUGGCACCCAUUCUUAUCUGCAGUAUGAAAGUGUACAUUCAUAUAGUGGAGCAACAGGGUAAGGGCGUAGAAGAGGCCGCCGAGAAUCGCAACUACUUGGCUUCGCGCAUGAGUGAUGAAAUUCAAGAAAUUAUACGUGUUCUUCAGCUGACCACUUACGAUGAAGAUACUAGUGAAUUGGAUAAUUUGACGGUAUUGAAAAAGCUUAAUAAUGCUGUUAAUACCAAAGCCGAACUGGCCAAUGAUUGGCUUAACAAUCCUUAUGCUUUGCGCGGUGGCGUGGGUGAGAAAGCUUUGCGCCAAAUUAUCGAAAAUGCCAAUGAGAUAUCAGAGCGUUGCUUGCCUCAAGAUUCUUAUCCCAUACGCCGUUUAGCCGAUGAAAUUACCGCCAUGGCCAAUAGCUUAUGUGAAUUGCGCCAGGAAGGUAAGGGCACAUCACCCCAAGCCGAAUCUUUAGCACGCAGUAUACGCGAGAAAUUGGGUGAUUUGCAGUCGCAAAUACAAAAUGCCGUUGUGGGUGUAGACAAGGCUGGAGUACAACAAACUGCCCACACUAUCCAGGGUCGUUUGGAGCAGGCCGUUAAAUGGUUGCAGAAUCCUGAAGUAAAUGAUGGUGGUUUAGGUGAACGUGCGGUCAAUUUAAUUGUCGAAGAAGGACGUAAGGUAGCUGAAGGUUGUCCUGGUCAUCAAAAGGCCGAAAUUAUGCAAUUGUGCGACGAAGUAGAGCGUUUAAAGCGUCAGGCUGCGGGAAACACUCCAGUAGCCAAAGAAGCUGCCAAGAAAUUGACCCAAAAACUGCAUGAACUCAAAGCUGCGGUACAAAAUGCUUUAGUUAAUCGCAUUGUACAAGAUUUUAUGGAUGUUAGUACGCCCUUGAAACAGUUCACUGAUGCUGUAAUGUUGCCCGAAGGUACCCCUGGACGGGAACAGAAUUUCAACCAGAAAUCUAAUAAUUUGCAGGCAUUUAGUGAUCGUGCCUCUAAAACUUCACGUAUGGUGGCUGCUGGCGGUGCUUGUGGCAAUAAGAAAAUUGCCGAAGUCUUACUCUCUUCAGCAUCGCAGGUGGACUCAAUGACACCGCAACUUAUCAAUGCGGGACGCAUACGCAUGAACUACCCGACCAGCAAAGCUGCCGAUGAGCAUUUGCAAAAUUUGAAACAACAAUAUGCCGAUACAGUUUUGCGCAUGCGUACUUUGUGCGACCAAGCCACCGAUCCUGCCGAUUUUAUUAAAACCUCCGAAGAACACAUGCAAAUGUAUGCCAAACUUUGUGAAGAUGCCAUUCAUGCCAAACAACCUCAAAAAAUGGUUGACAAUACUUCAAAUAUUGCGCGUUUAAUCAAUCGUGUUUUGUUGGUGGCCAAACAGGAAGCUGAUAACUCGGAAGAUCCAAUAUUUACGGCCAAACUUAAUGCUGCCACAAAUCGUUUGGAAAGUUCAUUGCCUGCCAUGGUGGGAGAUGCUAAGCGGGUUGCCACCAAUAUCAAUGAUCCAGCGGCAGCUCAAGCCUGGAAAAAUUCAUUCCAAAGACUUUUGGGAGAUGUGCGUGAUGUAAGAACUGCUAUGGCUCCACCAGCACCACCAUUGCCCGAUAUGCCUCCACCACCAAUUCCAGAAUUCAGUGCCAUGCACUUGUCCAAUCAAAAUGUUGAACGUGCUCCCCCUAGGCCCCCUCUACCCCGUGAAGGUUUGGCUCCCCAAAGACCACCUCCACCAGAAACAGAUGACGAAGAUGAGGGAGUAUUCCGUACUAUGCCUCAUGCUAAUCAACCUAUUUUGAUUGCUGCCCGUGGCCUACAUCAAGAAGUGCGUCAAUGGUCUUCCAAAGAUAACGAAAUCAUUGCUGCCGCUAAACGUAUGGCUAUUUUAAUGGCCCGCCUCUCUGAUUUGGUGCAAUCCGAUUCUCGUGGUAGCAAACGUGAAUUGAUUGCCACCGCCAAGAAAAUUGCCGAAGCCUCCGAAGAUGUUACACGUUUGGCCAAGGAAUUAGCUCGUCAAUGUACCGAUCGUCGUAUUCGUACCAAUCUGUUGCAAGUUUGCGAACGUAUACCAACGAUUGGUACACAAUUGAAAAUUCUAUCCACCGUUAAAGCCACCAUGUUGGGUGCUCAAGGUUCCGAUGAAGAUCGUGAAGCCACCGAAAUGUUGGUAGGCAAUGCCCAAAAUCUUAUGCAAAGUGUUAAAGAAACUGUGCGUGCUGCUGAAGGUGCUAGCAUUAAGAUCCGAUCAGAUCAUACCAAUCGUUUGCAAUGGGUUCGUCGUCAACCUUGGUAUCAAUACUAAAAGAAUUAACAGAACAAAUGGUUGCUACAUCUACAUCUAUAUAUUAUGUUAAUUUUAUAUUUUUUACUUAAACAAAAACUCCUAACUUUAGUGCCUUUAAUAUUAACAAUGAUUGUGAAUUAAUUAAUGAUAUUUAUUAUUACUCUUAAUUACUUUAUUUGUGCUCAUUAUCAAAAUAUUUAUUCAAUAUUUUUGAUGUAAUUGUUUUCCUUUUAUUAAGUUUUUAAUUAUCUACAACGAAUUUGCUGCUCCUUUCCCUUUUAUACUUAAAAAAUCGUAACGUUUGUUUAAUGACUGUUUACUCGAUGUCAAAAGAAAACUUUUUCUUUCCACCCUUGAUGAACUAUCCUUAAAUCCCGAAAGUUUGUGUGCAAUAUAAUAAAGUUAUUUUUAACUACAGUUUACACAAAAAUUAAAAAUGUUCAGCAUUUAAUAAAUAUUUCCAAUAUUUACCAAGCUCUAUAGUAAAACAAAAUGGUUGCCAAAAUUAUUUCAAAAUUUAUAUUAUUUUAUAUUUUUUGUUCGAUUUUAAACAUAUAAUUGCAAUUUUUUUAAAUGUAUUACUAAUCAUAAAAAUAAAUUAUUUUGUUUAAAACUUUUUAAGUGAAUUAUUUGUAAGGUAUUGAAAAAUAAAAAUUCUUUAAA